AAAUUCUUGCUGCUUCCUUCCCUGCUCCAAUUCCUCCGUGGGGUGCGCAGACUGCACAUGUUUCCUUCUUCCUUCCCUGUUCAGUCGUCCUCCCGCUCCCCCCUCACGGUCACGGCCUCACCUCUCCUCGCCGACGGAAUCGGAAGCAGGGGCUUCUGAUUGGUCAUACUCAUGGCAAUGAUGGUGCCUGAUCUUAGUUUCUCAGCAUCAAUGUCUAGUGUGAAGCUCCCAAGGUACGGGGCAUCAAAGACUGAGACAUUCUUGGUUAAGAGGUCCUCAACAUUCCGUGCAGAAGCUAGGCCAGCGGAAUCUGGAAAAUAUGGUACUAAUGGCCGGGCAACAAAGAUGGUACCAACAACUGAGUUGAGGAGGACCAAUGGUGGUGGUCAUGUAAGAUCGGGUUCAGUUCAUGGUUCUCCAAAUGGCUCUGUCAAUGGCUCGACCAAGGUGUCAAUUAAUGGUUCUGCAAAGGCCAUUGUGAAUGGCUCAACCAAAGCAGUCAUUAAUGGUACUCCGAAGGUGGCUGUAAAUGGUACUAGUCUGGUGAAAAGCAGCACAUCCUCCCUUGUUAAGACGCAGAAGCAAAUGAGACCCAAAGAUGAUCCCUUUCAAGAGGAAUUGAAGAUUUUGCCUUCUGAUGAGGGAUUCAGUUGGGCAAAAGAUAAUUAUAACUCUGUGCAGAGGAGCAUAGAUAUAUGGUCUUUUGUGCUUUCUUUGCGAGUCCGUGUGCUAUUUGACAACGCAAAGUGGGCCUAUCCUGGUGGAUUCUCAGAAGAAAAGCAGAAAGUUCGAAGGCGGAAAACUGCUUCAUGGUUAAGAGAGCAAGUAUUGCAGCUUGGCCCAACGUUUAUUAAACUUGGACAGUUAUCCUCCACUAGAUCUGAUUUAUUCCCCAGAGAAUUUGUGGACGAGCUUGCAAAACUUCAGGACAGAGUACCGGCAUUUUCUCCUGAGAAGGCCAAAGUUUUCAUAGAGAAGGAAAUGGGUUGUUCUAUUGAUGUUGUGUACAAAGAAUUUGAAGAACGCCCAAUAGCUGCUGCCAGUCUUGGUCAGGUACACCGUGCAGUGCUCCACAAUGGAGAAAGAGUUGCAGUGAAAGUUCAGAGACCUGGGCUCAAAAAACUUUUUGACAUCGACCUGAGGAACUUAAAGCUAGUAGCUGAGUAUUUUCAAAGAAGUGAGACAUUAGGAGGCCCUUCAAGGGACUGGAUCGGUAUUUAUGAGGAAUGCUCCAAAAUUUUAUAUGAAGAAAUUGAUUACAUUAAUGAAGGAAAGAACGCAGACAGGUUUCGACGGGAUUUCAGAAAUAUAAAGUGGGUUCGCGUGCCACUUAUCAUGUGGGACUACACAACUGAAAAGGUGUUAACCCUGGAGUAUGUCCCUGGUAUUAAAAUAAACAAUUUGGAUGUUCUUGACAACCGGGGCUAUAGUCGCUCACUAAUUGCAUCACGUGCAAUAGAAUCUUACCUAAUUCAGAUAUUGAAGACUGGCUUCUUCCAUGCUGAUCCUCAUCCUGGAAACCUUGCUGUAGACAAGGAUGGUUCUCUAAUAUAUUACGAUUUUGGAAUGAUGGGUGAUAUAAAGUCGUUCACUCGGGAGAGAUUACUUUCCCUAUUUUAUUCUGUGUAUGAGAAGGAUGCAAACAAGGUUAUGAAAGCUCUGAUUGAUUUGGAAGCUCUCCAGCCGACAGGAGAUCUCUCACCGGUUAGGAGGUCCAUACAAUUUUUCUUGGAUAAUCUGUUGAACCAGACACCAGAUCAGCAACAGACUCUGGCCGCAAUUGGAGAGGACUUAUUUGCCAUAGCACAAGAUCAACCUUUUCGGUUUCCAUCCACAUUUACAUUUGUUAUAAGGGCAUUCUCUACUCUUGAAGGCAUUGGAUACAUAUUAGAUCCAGAAUUUUCGUUUGUCAAAGUUGCAGCACCAUAUGCGCAGGAACUGUUAGACUUGAAACAGAGACAACAACGUGGACCUGCAUUGGUCCAGGAGAUAAGGAAGCAAGCAAAUGAUGCCCGUGAUUCUACCAUAUCAAUGCCCUACAGAAUACAGAGAAUUGAAGAUUUUGUAGGACAACUUGAGUCAGGCGAUCUGAAACUCAGGGUCAGGGUACUGGAGUCAGAACGUGCUGCACGUAAAGCUACUGUUCUUCAGAUGGCAACCAUGUAUACAGCCUUGGGUGGUACUCUCUUGAAUGUUGGGGUCACACUGAAUACUCAAGGGAACCAAAUAAUUGCAAACGGCUCUUUCAUUGGCGCAGGAAUAUUUUUGGCAUUGCUGGUCAGAUCUAUGCAAAGAGUGAAGAAACUCGACAAAUUUGAGACCAUGAUAUGAUCAUUUCAUUUUGUAAAGACAGUGCAAUCGCCGGAUUUACAUGGGAGCUGCGCGUCCCUUCGAGGUUGUCGAUAGCCUAUACGUAGUGUAUAUGUAUAUAGUAAAUGUCAUUCUUUCUGGGAACAACCUAACGUGUUGCUCCUGUAAAUCUGUACAGACUGUAUCAUUCUUUAGCCCGUAAAAGGCUAAGCAUACCGAUCAUCAAGCAGUCGACAAAACAAGGAAAUCAAGAUAGCUGUAACAUACACUACACUAAAAUUAUACUGCCUUCAAUCCUUCAGUCUUGAAAUACUAGGGCCUUGGAUAUAUUCUCA
Sorghum bicolor (sorghum) is the source of this 2645-nucleotide messenger RNA. RefSeq lists its product as uncharacterized. The transcript is spliced from 18 exons. The record is from RefSeq and is a predicted model, not a curated record. NCBI's taxonomy places the organism in Eukaryota, Viridiplantae, Streptophyta, Magnoliopsida, Poales, Poaceae. Gene Ontology annotation, biological process: regulation of response to reactive oxygen species. The coding region runs from base 172 to 2331 and encodes 719 amino acids.